Cladophialophora yegresii CBS 114405 is the source of this 1419-nucleotide messenger RNA. RefSeq lists its product as uncharacterized. The record is from RefSeq and is a predicted model, not a curated record. The transcript has a single exon. The coding region runs from base 1 to 1419 and encodes 472 amino acids. NCBI's taxonomy places the organism in Eukaryota, Fungi, Ascomycota, Eurotiomycetes, Chaetothyriales, Herpotrichiellaceae.
AUGAGUGUCGAUCUUCAGCCGCGCUGCUCUCUUCAGGAGACUAUAAGCGCCGGGCAAUUCUACGCUGUGGACGAGUCUACCAUCCUCCAUCAGAUCAAAGACGCCUUUGAACCAGAGUUCGAACGACUGAAGGCGGCAAAGGCUGUCGAGGGGACAGAACAGCAACGCGCAGCCGCCACCGGACAUGGGAACGACCCAAGCCCCUCGCAAAUUCUCUACGGGUGUAAUUACGAUGAGGUCAACCGGACACUAGUCGGGAUCCUUGCGCUUCGGUGGAUUCACAAUCGCGACUACGAGCGCUUUAUACGGCCUCAGCCUCCAGAAACCCGGCUCUCCAAGGAAUCGUUCGAAUGGCUCUAUCAGCUCUUUGCCACCGGCAUCAGAGACCUAGAUGACCUCUUCGCGCUGGUUUUGUCCAUGGUCAUUAACGACUUGGGAAAAGACCCAAACUUGGAGGAAGACUACUACUUCCAUACUCACAAUCGCUUACCGGACCAGAAUCACGACUCGCUCCUGCUAGAGUCAGCAAACGCCGGCAUGGUCCCCGCCCUGGAUUACCUGAAUCCGGAAAAGAGACAGGAGAUAAUGCUCGGCCUGGAGCUCGGAUCUGAAUUGAACGCCGGCCAAUUGGCCCAAGCUGAGAGCAUGCCCGUUAACCUCGAAGGACUACUUAACAUGCGUGGCAAAGAACACGCAUUCGAACUCAAAUUCAUGGAGCAGAUCCUUGAUGUUGCCGGCGCACUAGGCCAUCUCGACUGGAGCGGGUCGAAGAAUUUCAUCGAGCCCGUCUUCCAGGCCUUCAAAACCGUCCACGAGGUCUCCCUCGACAUCAUAGCGGGGAACUCCAACCCGAGGCAAGGCUAUGACAAGGUCCUCACGAAGCGGGGCAACAUGCUUUCCAUCAAGGGGUUUCGCAGGCUGAGUGUAAGCGACCGAGAAGAACGGGCCUUGCUCAGACUGCUCACCAUGGGCCGCACGGCGGACAAAGAGCAGGCCGAGCUUUUCCAAGAAGCAUUCCACGCGUUAGAUGAUCACAACAAGGAACAGCUCGUCACAGGAUUGAACGUGGAUGGGAACGUCAACGAAACAGCCGUUCUACCUUAUUACAUGCCAGCCAUAAUAUCCACGACGUUAGAAACCACGAGAGAGUCGGACAGACAGACAAAAUGCCGAGCACUGACCUCAUUGAUGAGGUACUUGGCCAAAGUUCUCGGGAGUGCUGCGAACGAUCUGACUGGGUACCCUGAAGGCACUGUAUUCAGUGGCGAGGUGCCAGGAAUCAUCAUCGAGAGGAACAUGUCAAAGGCGCAAGAUGUGAUCAACAGCCCGGAGUUCAAGACGAAUCCUGAUCUCCUAGACGGGCUGCCCAUACCGGACGGACAGAUCCUCCAGCGACGAAGGACCAGCCAGUCUUGGUGA